AUGUCUGGCAAUCAAACGCCCGAGCAAACACUCGCCACACUUGACGUUAUGAUAUCUCGCAUGCAGGGCCUGAAACGGAAGAUGGAAAAUUUACAGCAAGAAGAGAAGAAAAUUCACCACCAGUCGAGGAAGCGCAUACAGCAUCUAAAUCAACUCUAUCAAAUCCCUAGCUUGACUGACGUCAAGUAUGAUCAGUGGUCAAGAGUUCGACUGGACAGGCUCGUGAUUGACCAUAUGCUGCGAUCUGGAUACUCGGAGAGUGCCCAGCGGCUUGCCAGAGCAAAGAACAUAGAGGAGCUUGUGGAUCUUAACGUCUUUGUACAGUGUCAGCGGAUCGCCGAGAGUCUCCGCAAUGGUGAAACUAAGGAUGCUCUACAGUGGUGUAACGAGAAUAAAGCUGCCUUAAAGAAGAGUCAAUACAAUUUGGAGUUCGAGUUACGACUGCAACAGUACAUUGAGAUGAUCAGAACGAGGGACAGGGCGAAAUUCGUGGAUGCAAUGGUGCAUGCAAGAAGGUACCUGGCACCGUAUGACGAAACUCAAUCAGCGGAGAUUCGUCGAGCUGCCGGCCUUCUUGCCUUUCCCCCGAACACAAGAGCCGAACCCUACAAGUCAAUGUAUGCCUCCGAACGGUGGGUGUACCUCUCUGAACUAUUUAUUCGCACGCAUCAUGAGCUCCUCUCAUUGCCUUCUCGGCCAUUGAUGCAUAUUGCGUUAUCAGCCGGCCUAUCUGCCCUAAAGACCCCUGCGUGUCAUUCAGCUUACACCUCUUCGAGCUCAAACUCUCAUUCGACCGCCACAUCUGUAUGUCCUAUAUGCUCAACGGAGUUGAAUGAGCUUGCUCGAAAUCUGCCGUACGCCAAUCAUACGAAGAGUUCCGUGGAAAACGACCCAGUAGUCUUGCCUAAUGGCAGGGUAUACGGUUUACAUCGUUUGUUAGACAUGAGCAAGAAGCUCAGCUCCCUCGAGGCAGGCAAAGUCAGAGAUCCCACAACCGGUGAGAUCUUCAAUGAGAGCGAAUUGAAGAAGGUGUACAUAAUGUAA
Messenger RNA from Aspergillus nidulans FGSC A4, 1044 nucleotides. RefSeq names its product glucose-induced degradation complex subunit FYV10. Gene Ontology annotation, molecular function: ubiquitin-protein transferase activity; ubiquitin protein ligase activity. Gene Ontology annotation, biological process: negative regulation of gluconeogenesis; proteasome-mediated ubiquitin-dependent protein catabolic process. NCBI's taxonomy places the organism in Eukaryota, Fungi, Ascomycota, Eurotiomycetes, Eurotiales, Aspergillaceae. The record is from RefSeq and is a predicted model, not a curated record. Gene Ontology annotation, cellular component: nucleus; cytoplasm. The coding region runs from base 1 to 1044 and encodes 347 amino acids. The transcript has 3 exons.